Mytilus trossulus (common blue mussel) is the source of this 3397-nucleotide messenger RNA. RefSeq names its product heat shock 70 kDa protein 13-like. The transcript has 6 exons. Lineage: Eukaryota; Metazoa; Mollusca; Bivalvia; Mytilida; Mytilidae. Gene Ontology annotation, cellular component: cytoplasm; nucleus; cytosol. The coding region runs from base 74 to 1372 and encodes 432 amino acids. Gene Ontology annotation, molecular function: ATP binding; ATP-dependent protein folding chaperone. The record is from RefSeq and is a predicted model, not a curated record.
CAAUCACUCCUGUGACUAAGAUGUUAAGACACGUGAACUUCCGGGAAAACAAAAAAAACGUGAAUCUCUGAGGAUGGGUGCUACUUUUAUCAUUUUAGGUACAUCAAUACUUGCUAUAUUUUUGGCUGGAUACUUUGCUCAGCAUUACCUUCCCCCACCAAAACCAAAGAUAGUUGGUAUAGAUCUUGGUACUACAUUUUCAUGUGUUGGUGUAUAUCAUGCAGUGAGUGGUAAAGUGAAUAUUCUAGAAGCACAAGACGGACAUAAGUGUAUACCUAGUGUUGUAGCAUAUAGUGACGAUGGAAUACUUGUGGGAUAUAAAGCAGUAGCUCAGUCAGAACAUAAUCCUGGAAAUACCAUCUACGAUGCCAAGCGUUUUAUUGGUAAAGUAUUUGGUAAAGAGGAGUUACAGACAUUACAGAAAACCUAUCCAUUUCAGAUGGAAGCAGAUGAACAUGGAAUGAUACGAUAUGUUAUAUCAGUCAAUAAUACAGAACAAAGGGUUAGACCAGAGGAUAUAGGAUCCACCAUUAUAGAAUUUCUUAAAAAUGCUGCUGUCACGAAUCUGACUUCUCCAGUUACUAAAGUAGUUAUGUCAGUACCAGCUGAGUUUGAUCAGCUUCAGAGAAAUUAUACCAGGAAGGCUGCUAAUAAUGCUGGUUUAGAGGUGUUCAGAAUAAUUAAUGAACCAACAGCAGCUGCACUAGCCUAUGGACUGCACACUAAGCCAAGUCUAAGUAAUGUUUUAGUGAUAGAUCUUGGUGGUGGUACAUUGGAUGUAUCUCUACUCAAUGUUCAGGGAGGGAUGUUUCUCACACAGGGUAUGGCUGGUAACAAUAUACUAGGGGGAGAGGAUUUCAAUGAGAGACUUCAUUCUUAUUUAAAGACUGUGAUAGAGAAGAGACACAAACAGUCAUUGACUGACAAAGAAGAUCUACAAACAUUACGAUUAGCAGUGGAAGAUGCUAAAAUAAAUCUAACAUCAUCUGACCACACAUUUCUUAGUAUACAUUUGCAUUCUUUAGGUAAAAAUUCAUUAUUUCAAGAAAGGAUAACUAGAUCGAAAUUUGAAGAGUUGAACUCUGAUCUUUUCAGUAAGGUGAUAGAUCCUAUACAAACAGUUUUAAAGGCUACCAAUCUACCUCCGGAGGAGAUUGAUGAAAUAGUGUUAGUAGGUGGAUCAACUAGAAUUCCAAAGGUUAGACAGCUGAUACAUAAAUUCUUCAACAAGAAACCCAACACAAAUAUAGACCCUGAACUGGCAGUGGCAAUGGGAGUGUCUGUACAGGCUGGUAUUAUUGGAGGAAUGUGGCCUUUGACUGUCAGUGCAGUAGAACUACCCACCAGAGUCAAGAAAAUACAAAUCAACUAAUCAUUACUUAUUGUUUUAAAUAGGGGAGAUAAAAAGCAAGGUGUGUGAUGGAUGAUAGAAUAAAAAAGUGAAUGAGAAUUAUAAAUGAGAUAGGGCUAUAAGACUGAAAAAAGAAAGAAAAAUAAUCUGAGAGGGAAGGAAAAUUGUUAAUUUUUAAAUGGUACAUGAAUGUAAAUAUUAACAGUCAUAUAUAUAGUGUAUGGUACAAUGAUCUGAAAAAUAUUCCUGUAGUAAGCUUUAUUUUGCGUCUAAAUAAUUAUAUAAUUUGUAUCAUCAAUCUUUAUUUUUUCUACAGGGAUUGUUAUUGUUUUGUUUAUCAUCACCUGCUCAUUGUUAUUGUUUUGUAUGUAUAUUUCAGCCCUGGAGGGAAAAUUAAGCAAUUUAAAGGUAGAAUUUUAAUUCUACUUUUGAAAAAAAAAAAAGGUGUAAAAAUGCUGGAAAAAUUUGAAAUACAACUAAUGCUUACUCCAUACAAUGUCUAUGUAAAAAAAUCAAAAUAGGUAGAAAUUUUAUUCAGUCAUUUAACCUUGUUUUAAUUGUAUAUUUUUACCUUAUAAAUUUUCAUUGUCAUUUCUUCUUUAGACUAUUUUGGUAGUGUCCAUCUUCGCUAGCCAAGGGUUACGAUCCACUCUCGCUCUCUUCACCCUUGGCAGAUUGAGCCAACAUUUGUGAUAUCAAUGUUGCGCCAUCUAUCGAAAGAUUAAAGUCACGCCCAUUCCGAAUACAUUAUUCUUGACCAAUGGUAGCACUUGAACUCUUCAAUUUGGAGUCAAAAACACGGUAGCGUCUAGAUUCACCCACUUGGUAAAACCGGAAACAAAAAUAUACGUCAACAUUCAUGCAUUUGUGCAUGAAACAUACACAGAAACUUCUAUUAGUUGAUUAAAAACAUUUAAGUUGUCGCUAAAUAAAGUCAUAUGUUUAAUGAUGUAAAGACUUGUUGCACCAUACACAUGUGGCACUUGUUUACAAACACUUUCUAGGUUUACACGUGAUCAUGUAAUAGGCGCUUUUUGAUUGGAUGCAGGGAGUUUCUACUGAACCAAUAAAAAUCCUUACCUUGUGUCUACGAAAUAUUAUCUUAAUCCGCCAAGGGUGAAGAGAGCGGGAGUGGAUCGUAACCCUUGGCUAGCGAAGAUGGGUAGUGUCCUGGGGUUUCCUAACUUUAUUUGUUGUUAUAGCAUUUUAAAUAAAUUGUCUAAAAAGGCAUCACUAGUUACAAUUUAUAUAUAUAAUACAGUAUCAAUUACUUAUGCACUUAAAAGAACAUUUUUAUUUAUUAUCUGUGAGCAUAAAAGGAACUGAAGUUUCAAACUGAGAUUUUCAUUUUAAUGCAGAUUUUUUUUAGCUUGUAUUUUUCAAAACAUUCCAUGAUGAAGAACAGUCUUCAAUUCCAUGAAUUAUACUAGUGUAAUUAUGUGGUUUGACCAUAUUCAUUGCUUGGUUAGUGUUGCUUUUGUUGAAUGCAUCUUUGUACACAUGGAGUAGCUUACAAUGAUAGAUGCUCUGAUAUAAACAAAUGUAAAAAAAGACUCAACUUGCAUCAGUCUAGAUCUGCUCCUACCUAUAUUAUAUUUUUAUGUUGUGAUACAAUUAUCAACAAUCAAGACCACAUUAUUUUUAAGUGGAAUUAGUUAUAAACCCACCUUUAAUGUAAAUAAUAUUUGUAGGCAAAAAUAACCAACAUGACUAUAAAACCAAAUAAGUGCUAAAAUAGUGUUAUGAUUCUUACAACAUAAUGUUCAAACUGAGAGGUUUCUAACGAAACCAAAUAGACUCAUAAUAACCCAUACAUGUAUAUUGAAACUUUUUUUAUGUUAAAAAGUAUUAUAAAUAAGUAGAUUUAAUAGUUAUUUUCCAGUUGUGUUGAUGAAUUCAAGAAUCCUAUAUUUAAAAUGUCCAAGGACAACAGCCAUUAAGUCCUGUAGUACAAUCAUGAAUCUACAUCUCCAUAGUUCACUGAAACAUCGGAACUUUUGAUUGGCUGAUAAGAUUUGUGAGGCAUUAACAUAAUCAAAUUAUAUU